AUGGGCGUUGAACUACCAGAACUGCAAUUUACCUCGCUGGACGAAAUCCCUGCGCGCAUCUCCACUGCGCGCAAGGCGUUCUUGGAGCACAAGACUCGUGACGUCGAGUUCCGUCUGGUCCAGCUCCGCAAGCUCUACUGGGCCAUCAAGGACCAUGAGGAGGAGAUCUUCGAGGCCUGCACUCGCGACUUGCACAAGCCUCGGUUCGAGACCGAGCUCGCGGAGCUCGGAUGGAUCUUGAACGACAUCGUGUUCACCACGCGCAACCUGCACAAAUGGGUCAAGGACGAGAAGGCCCCCGAUAUCGAUCUCACUUUUAAGUUCAUGAACCCCAAGAUCAGAAAGGAUCCGCUGGGAUGCGUGUUGGUCAUCGGUGCCUUUAACUUCCCCUUCCAGUUGACUCUUGGCCCUGUCAUUGGCGCUAUUGCUGCCGGUAACACAGUUGUGAUCAAGCCUAGUGAGAAUGCGCCCUAUAGCGCGGUCGUGAUGCAGAGGAUCAUCGAGGCUAGUCUCGAUCCCUCCUGCUACAGUAUUGUCCAGGGAGGAGUCUCCGAGACGCAAGCUCUCCUGACCGAACGGUGGGACAAGAUCUUCUUCACCGGCGGCGCCAACGUCGGCCGCAUCAUCGCCAAGGCGGCUGCCCCGCAUUUGACUCCUGUGGUGCUCGAGCUGGGUGGUAUCAACCCAGCUAUCGUGACCAAGUCCGCCGACCCGCGUCUGGUCGCUCGCCGCAUGCUGUGGGGUAAGCUCGUGAAUGCUGGUCAGCUCUGCACAUCGCAGAACUACUUGCUUGUUGACAAGGCGCUGGUCGGCCCUGUUAUCGAGGAGUUCAAGAAGGCCUACAAGGAGUUCUAUCCUAAUGGAGCCAAGGGCUCUGAGGACUACUCCAAGAUCAUUAACGAGGCCCACUUCCACCGUCUCAAGACUAUGCUUGAUAACACCAAGGGUAAGAUCCUAAUGGGUGGUACUAUGGACGAGAAGGAGCUCUUCAUUGAGCCAACCGUUGUUCAAGUGGAGUCUGUCGAUGACUCGCUCUGCACAGCGGAGAGCUUCGGUCCUUUCAUCCCUAUCCUUGCUGUUGAUAACUUGGAUGAGGCCAUCCAACUGGCCAAUGGUGUGCAGAGCACCCCUCUUGGCCUCUACCCAUUCGGAAACAAGGCCGAUGUCCAGAAGACACAAUAUGAUACUAAUGGCGCUUCAGUCCUCGCCUCCACCCGUUCCGGUGGUGUCUCCGUCAACGACGCCGCUCUUCACAUCCCUACCCUACCCUUCGGUGGUGUCGGUGAAAGUGGCAACGGCGCCUACCGUGGCCGUGCCAGCUUCGACGUCUGGGUCCAUCGUCGUACCAUUACUACCAGCCCUAGCUGGCUCGAGGCUAUCCUCGGUAUCCGUUACCCGCCCUACGGCAACAAGAUCAAGACCUUCAAGGCUGCCAGCGCACUCACACCAGACUUCGACCGUAGCGGUCGUAAGUUGACCUUCGGCUGGCUGCGCUAUUUCUUCACCCUUGGUGGUGGAACCGCCACAGCCGGUGCCGGUCGUGCUGUGGCCGUGGCUGCCAGUGAGUAG
This is a messenger RNA of Penicillium nucicola, 1569 nucleotides long. Its product is annotated as hexadecenal dehydrogenase. Gene Ontology annotation, cellular component: cytoplasm. Lineage: Eukaryota; Fungi; Ascomycota; Eurotiomycetes; Eurotiales; Aspergillaceae. The transcript has 4 exons. Gene Ontology annotation, biological process: aldehyde metabolic process. The coding region runs from base 1 to 1569 and encodes 522 amino acids. The record is from RefSeq and is a predicted model, not a curated record. Gene Ontology annotation, molecular function: aldehyde dehydrogenase (NAD+) activity.